AUGUCUCCACAGAUAUCAGCACUGUCAACAAUCAUACUCCUUGGAUGUGCAAUUAGUAGGGCCACUGCUGCACUAGAUCCCACGUGUGCACCAGGAGGAAAUUUUGACCUCUCAAAAUGGAACCUUCAACUGCCCAUCGGAUCCACAGGAAGCCCGACCACAAUCAAGAGCACUGAUCUGCAAGGCUGUUCCGGCUACCAAGAUCCAGGACACAAAUACUUCUUCACGGAAAGCGGUGACGGGGCGCUAGUCAUGCAAGUCCCAGGCUCGCCAUCCUCCUCCGACUGCGUCACCACCAAGAAUAGUUUACACUGCCGGACUGAGCUACGCGAAAGCAAUCCCUCGAGCUGGGACCCGAACGCUGCGAAGAACAGACUGAAAGCCACGGUCGCAGUUACAGUUGCGGAUGAUAGCAAACGGGGGACGGUAGUCGGACAAAUCCAUAUCGAUGACAGCAUAUCCACAAAACCAGUAUGUGAGUUGUACUACAACGCGCAAGGAGUCCUCACCAUGGGAGUUGAGAAGACGCGAGCGGGAGGAGACUCCAAUUUCACCACUAUUGCGACAGUACCGGUUGGCACGACUUUCUCCUAUGAAAUCAGAUAUGAGACGAAUGUUCUCAGUGUGUCUGUCAAUGGUGGCGCGAUGAAGGUGCUGGAGACUUUCGACUUGGAUGCGCCCAAGAGUUAUUUCAAGGUGGGGAAUUAUAAUCAGGGCAACAGUCCGAGCGACGUGCACGUUUUUGCUAUUUCUGUAGAGCAUUGA
This is a messenger RNA of Venustampulla echinocandica, 765 nucleotides long. RefSeq lists its product as uncharacterized. The transcript has a single exon. Bases 1 to 765 code for a protein of 254 amino acids. NCBI's taxonomy places the organism in Eukaryota, Fungi, Ascomycota, Leotiomycetes, Helotiales, Pleuroascaceae. The record is from RefSeq and is a predicted model, not a curated record.